Microthlaspi erraticum is the source of this 972-nucleotide messenger RNA. The record is from the annotation of a GenBank genome assembly. Lineage: Eukaryota; Viridiplantae; Streptophyta; Magnoliopsida; Brassicales; Brassicaceae.
AUGACGACGACGGCGACGCCACAUUGGCCUGACUUCUCCUCCCAGAAACUUCCUUCCAUCGCCGCAACCGCCGCGGCCACAGCGGCAACCGCCGGACAGCAAAAUCCUUCAUGGAUGGAUGAGUUUCUCGAUUUCUCGGCGACUCGCCGUGGGACACACCGUCGUUCGAUCAGCGACUCGAUCGCUUUCCUCGAAGCACCUUCCUCCGGUGUCGGAAACCAUCACUUCGACAGGUUCGACGACGAGCAAUUCAUGUCCAUGUUCAACGACGACGUUCACCAAAACCACAACAACAGCAACAACAGCCACAACCAUCACAGCAAUGUGGGUCCCACGCGUUCUUCUUCCAACACCUCUACGCCGUCUGAUCACAACAGCCUCACCGACGACGACGACAACAAAGAACAACCACCGUCCGAUCAUAAUAACCACAUGGACACCACAGCCAAUCACAACAACAACAACGCCGCCGGUAACAAUUACAAUGAAACUGACGAGGUUCAAAGUCAAUGCAAGACGGAGCCACAGGAUGGUCCGUCCGCAAAUCAAAACUCCGGUGGAAGCUCCGGUAAUCGGAUUCACGAUCCCAAAAGGGUAAAAAGAAUUUUAGCAAAUAGGCAAUCAGCACAGAGAUCAAGGGUGAGGAAGCUGCAAUACAUAUCAGAGCUCGAACGGAGCGUUACUUCAUUGCAGACGGAAGUGUCAGUGUUAUCGCCAAGAGUUGCGUUUUUGGAUCAUCAACGAUUGCUUCUCAACGUCGACAAUAGUGCGAUCAAGCAACGAAUCGCCGCUUUAGCUCAAGACAAGAUUUUCAAAGACGCUCAUCAAGAAGCAUUGAAGAGAGAAAUAGAGAGACUUCGACAGGUAUAUCAUCAGCAAAGCCUCAAGAAGAUGGAGAAUAAUAAUGUCUCCGAUCAAUCUCCGGCCGAUAUCAAGCCGUCUGUUGAGAAAGAGCAGCUCCUCAAUGCAUAA